CUAGGCCACCACCUAAGAAAGGAGCAGUUUUCUGAGGUCCUGGGAAGGGAAUGCUCCCUUGAGCACAAUGCUCUACAAGGAGCUCCAAGACACCUACUCUUUCUGUCACUAUUUUAAGUUCAAAACAAUUAGCAAGUUUCCUGCCACCAUGAAGCCUCAUGUACUGCAGACUUCCUGGAUUUAAAACAGUUUUAGGUGGCAGCGGGACACUCAAGAGAUGCCUUGGAAACUCAGACUCCAAAACACCAAGCAGAGAACAUCCAGAUGCUGGGAUUGCCACGACACAGAAGAGUGUUUCUGCCUCCCGUGGAAAAAAUUAUGUGUUUUUAAAGCAAGGCAAGAUUCCCCAAAGAAAAAUGAAGGAAUGACACCUACUCCUAUCCAGCAGGACCGUGCUAAUCAGACCCACACGGAGGAGCUCUGCUAUGUCCUUAUCCAUCAUCACAAGGACCAAGGAAGAAGGCCUUCAGGGACCUCUGCUGAGGUGUACUAUGAGAAUGUUUCCUGCAAGGCUGAGAGACCCAAAGAGUCUUUGGGAGGAACAGAGACUGAGUAUUCACUUCUCCGUGUGCCCUCCACUCCUAGGCACCCCCCUUCCCCAGAAGAUGAAUAUGAGCUUCUCAUGCCAAGCAAAAUCUCCUCUCCCUCCCUAAAACAGCCACACGUACUUCCCUCCCCUUUUGAGACACAGUUUUCCCUUUUACAAUGAAGAAGCUGGACUAGUGUUAGUUUAGCACCAGCAGGUAAAAGUGGAAAGUGGGCGUCUCUGCUUGAAGCAAGCCUCAGGUAGGAAGCCCUUCUGUGCAAAGUUUUCUAAAGACAAAGGCCUCUAAGAUCCUGCUCAACAUUCAACAUCUGAGAGUCAACCAGUCAUCCUGAACACCACUAUUUGAGAAAGGAGUGAUCAUCCUUGGUUCUAAAAAGAACUGGAAGUACUGUGUGGUGGAAAGAGAUUUGUGGUUCCCCUGCAGCUCUGUUUACCACGAAAUGUUCUUGGAUUCUUACAAAAUAUCAUCAUGAUUGUUAUCUGAAGGUA
Messenger RNA from Marmota flaviventris (yellow-bellied marmot), 1036 nucleotides. RefSeq names its product germinal center associated signaling and motility (gene Gcsam). Lineage: Eukaryota; Metazoa; Chordata; Mammalia; Rodentia; Sciuridae. Gene Ontology annotation, biological process: regulation of B cell receptor signaling pathway; negative regulation of lymphocyte migration. The record is from RefSeq and is a predicted model, not a curated record.